GACUAUGAUUCUAUGAAUGAAGCUUCUCGGGUAAAAAAUGAGUUCACUUGGUUUAUACUUCAAAUUAAAAAUGUAAAAAAAAAAAAAUGGAACAAGAAAGGGAAUGUAGAAAAUCAGUCGUUGAAGCAAAGUGGCGAUUUCUUUCUCCGACUUGACAUCGUCUAGGGCAGGAACAUUUCUCCCCAGUGGUAGUAUAUACUUUCAUAUUGGUUUACCUGCAGAUUGUUUCUUUCCCAAACCAGUCGAAUUAGAAGCAGCUCAACUUAUUGAGGGGAGUCGUUCACUCGUCAAUUGAUUCGUAGGCUCGUCAUUGUUGAAGACUUCUCUUACGGGAAGGCGUCACAUUUGCAAGAAUCGAAUUUCAGUUUGGCAUGGCAGAUUACCCUAAAGACAGUUUCACCCAGCUCUUCAAGCGAUUCCGCAAUUUUCUCUCCGUCAAGAUAUCCAAUGAUACUAGAUCUGUUGGGGCCUUUGCUGGUCUAGCAUUUGCAGUAGUUUUUGCCUGGACACUGUUAAGAUCGCCUAGUGGGGCCCAGAGAAGACGGCCUAAGCCGCAAACUGGUGGACCAAGUACUUCCAGUGCAAGCAGUGAUGACAGAAACUCAGUUGUUACACCAACAACAGCUGCAAGUGUCACUCUGCCUGUAGGUUCAAGUAUCUCUGAAAAUCUCUCUCAGCCAUUAACACCAAUUUUGGGGAAGAUUGUGAGGAACAGGUUGGGUGAAGCAAGGAAGGUAACUUGUCGGUUACUUGGUGUGAUCCUAAAAGAAACUAGCCCAGAGGAGCUUCAGAACCAAGUAACAGUAAGGUCAUCUGUGCGAGAAGUGUUGCUCGAGAUUACCAAACACUACGAUCUUUAUCUCAUGGAGAGAGUUCUUGAUGACGAAACUGAAAAAAAGGUCCUUCUUGCAUUAGAAGAUGCUGAAGUAUUUACAUCUGGUGGCUUUGUGAAGGACAAGGUUCUGUUUUGUAGCACGGAAAUUGGACGGACAUCUUUUGUUAGGCAACUCGAACCUGAUUGGCAUGUAGACACAAAUCUUGAGAUUGUUUCCCAAUUAGCGAGAUUCAUAAAAAAUCAACUUUACAUUUCACCAAGUAAUACAGAGAAAGUGCCCUCCAAUGUUUCCAGUUCAACUUCCUUGGAACAGUUCUUUGGCUGUGCUUAAAGAAAGAAUUCGUCUAGAUGCAUUCGUGUUUGACUAGGAUCGAAUAAUGUACAACACUUUCAAAGACCAUGUAAGAUAUUAACGUAGCACUUUUACGGUUUCUGCUGGUGACUAACUAACUCUAUUGAUUGUUGAUCAAAUUGUAUGUUUAGUGUUUCUUUCUAAGAGGUUAUGGAGGAACUACACCUUGAUUUUGUCAUUUGGC
Molecule: messenger RNA, 1371 nt
Organism: Cuscuta europaea
Lineage: Eukaryota; Viridiplantae; Streptophyta; Magnoliopsida; Solanales; Convolvulaceae
Source: the annotation of a GenBank genome assembly